CAUAAUUUUAAAAUAAAAAAUAAAGCAUUGAAAAAAUCAGGUGAAAAACACCUCUAAUCGGGAGCGUUUUUCAAAAAUAUCUAUUCCGAUAAUUUUUUUGGGUAUUUAUCGGUAGAUUAAUCCCAUAAAGGUCUGAAUUAAAAAAAAAAAAGAGGUAUCUGGAGAAAACAAAUAUGAGGUGGCAGAAAACGAGUGGGAACUGGCAACAAAACUGAUAUAAAAUGGGUAAAAGAGGCCGAAAUGCAGUACUCUCAUAGCUUCCCUCCUUUUAUCCGCUACACAAGAAACCCUCAUAAAUCUUUUUGGCUUUGGCUCUCUCUCUCCCUCUCUCUCUCCAUCCGUAUCAGCAAACAAAGGACCCUUUGUUUCACUCCAUUUCCCAUAACUUUCCGAUGAAAGGAGCUUCAACAGAUAGGGGCUUCGGGAUAUACAUAAGGAUCUAGAAAUGGGACAAAAGGAGUCAUAUUGGAUUAAUGGGUAUUUUGGUAAAUGGAAGUUCUUUGUCCCUCCGAGACGAUCACAUCCACUGCAAAAGUCAAGCAAAGGAUUAGGAGUUCAAAUUUAUAAUCUAUUUGUUAAUAAUUUUGGUGCAUCUUGGAGCACUUGAGCAAUGGAGACUGUGGAGCACCACUUGGAGAGUUGCUCUUGUGACUUGUGACCACAACGUUAUAUCUCUUGCAUCAACAAAUGGCAAGUCGUUCUUCCCGCACUAUAUAUGUUGGUAACCUACCUCUGGAUGUCAAAGAGUGGGAGAUUGAAGACCUGUUCUACAAGUAUGGGCACAUUUUGGAUAUAGAAUUGAAGCUUCCUUCCCGUCCUCCUGGUUUCUGUUUUGUGGAGUUUGAAGACCCUAUGGAUGCUGAAGAUGCAAUUAGGGGUCGAGAUGGUUAUAAUUUUGAUGGGUGUCGUAUCAGGGUUGAACUUGCCCAUGGUGGUAGAGGGCAAUCUUCUCGACAUGAUUAUGGUGGGGGCAGCAGCAGAGGUGGUAGAGGACGAUUUAGUGUUUCUCAUCGGUCUGAGUUUCGAGUUGUUGUUCGUGGGCUGCCUUCUUCUGCUUCAUGGCAAGAUCUAAAGGAUCACAUGCGUAAGGCUGGAGAUGUAUGCUUUGCUGAAGUCCAUCAAGAUGGUGAUGGAGCCAUGGGUAUUGUGGACUACACAAAUUAUGAUGACAUGAAAUAUGCAAUCAGGAAACUAGAUGAUUCUGAAUUUCGAAAUCCUUUUGCUAGGGCUUAUAUUAGGGUGAACUGCUAUGAGGCCGGUCCUCGCAGGGGUCGAAGCCAGAGUAGAAGUCACAUUAAGAGUCCAAGGGGGAAUCAAAGGUCUGUAUCAAAAUCGAGGUCACCUUCACCUGCCAGAUUAUCCAGAUCAAGGUCAAGGUCCAACUAAUUGCAGUUUUCAGGUUUUGUUGCUGUUGCAGGAAUGUUUGCAGAAUGGCUAGCAUCUGUUGAGUUUCCUGUUGACUUGUAGCAUUAGAAACUUGAAUAGAUAUAUGAAUAUUUUGGUACCAUAUGGUUGUGACUUGUGAGGAUAGCUCAGUAUCUUUAUGGUGUAAUCUUGUAUUGUACCCGCUUAUUUGGAUACAUGUACUGGGUGCUUGUAAUGGGACUGAUUUGCACCUUUUGACUUGCUAGUUUCUUGACAGAAAUUAAAAAGCAAUAACAGCUUAUUUGAAUACAA
Gossypium arboreum is the source of this 1677-nucleotide messenger RNA. Its product is annotated as serine/arginine-rich splicing factor SR34A-like. The record is from RefSeq and is a predicted model, not a curated record. The coding region runs from base 688 to 1386 and encodes 232 amino acids. NCBI's taxonomy places the organism in Eukaryota, Viridiplantae, Streptophyta, Magnoliopsida, Malvales, Malvaceae. The transcript is spliced from 14 exons. Gene Ontology annotation, molecular function: mRNA binding. Gene Ontology annotation, cellular component: ribonucleoprotein complex; cytoplasm; nucleus.